GAACAUUCAUUCAAAUUAAUUACAUUGAGAAUUUAAGCAAAAACUUAGAUGCUAAAGAGAUUGUCCAAUAUGAGGUAAUUUGUAACAGACUCAAUAGAUCAGUAGGAAAAACUGAUCCAAAAAAAUGUGGAAAAUCGGAAAGUGAAUGAGUAUUUAAGGACCAACUGGAGUAUAAGUGAUCAUAGUCAAGAGUGUGGUUACAAGACCAACGCAGUAUCAGAUACAUUUAACAAAGAAGAAGAAAAUUUGAUACAAUCUACCAUGAAGAAAAUAACACUAGUAGUUCUUGCACUCGUCGUGUUGGCAGUAUGUGUGCACGCAGCGCCCAGCGGAGGUAAAGGAGGUGACGGUGGCCACGGUGGCAAGGGAGGAGAUGACGGCAAGGGUGGCAAGGGUGGAGAUGACGGCAAAGGUGGCAAGGGCGGUGACAAGAAAGGCGGCGGUGGUGACAGCUCUGACAGCAGCAGCAGUGAGAGCAAAGAGGAUGGCGGCAAGGGUGGCAAAGGUGGAGAUGGAAAAGGAAAGGGUGGUGGCGGUGGUGGCAAGGGAAAUGAUGGCGGCAAGGGAAAUGAUGGUGGUAAAGGCAAAGACGAUGGAAAAGGCAAAGGAGGCAAAGACGAUGGUAAACAUGAUGGCAAGGAGUAUGGCAAGGGCUACGGGUGGAAACGAUAAAGUUAGAAACAUGGAUAUUGUUACCAGUAGUCAGUUUUAGCUUAGAAUGUGUAAUUAGAUUUAUUUAAAAAUGUUGUGUUUAGUUGUCUAAUAAAAAUGGCUUUAUUUAUUAAAA
Molecule: messenger RNA, 787 nt
Organism: Spodoptera frugiperda (fall armyworm)
Lineage: Eukaryota; Metazoa; Arthropoda; Insecta; Lepidoptera; Noctuidae
Exons: 2
Coding region: 262-672 (136 amino acids)
Source: RefSeq, a predicted model, not a curated record